AGAGCGUUUGUGUUGCUGGUCCGGGUGGUGACGGGCCCUCCCUGCCCCGCGGGGUCUGGGAAGAACCGUCGUGUCCCACUGCGCCGCUCUUGCAUUCUGGAGAGGGGAUGCUGUAGCGUGAGGUGGACGCAGCUGGCUGGCACGGGACCGUUGGAGAUGAUGGAGCCGCUCCCCGAACUCUACUCCAUCUUCCAAGGCGAGGUUGCUGCGGUGACAGAUUAUGGGGCAUUUAUCAAAAUCCCAGGCUGCAGGAAACAAGGCCUUGUCCACAGGACUCACAUGUCCUCCUGCCGUGUGGAUAAACCCUCUGAGAUUGUUGAUGUUGGGGACAAAGUCUGGGUGAAGCUCAUUGGGAAAGAGAUGAAGGAUGAGAAGCUGAAGCUGUCACUCUCCAUGAAGGUUGUUCACCAAGGCACAGGGAAAGACCUGGAUCCCAACAACGUUUCCCUUGAUCAGGAUGAGAGGAAGAAACGAACCUUCAGGGACUACACGAGCCAGAAGAUCACCCUGGAGGCUGUCCUGAACACGGUGUGCAAGAAAUGUGGCUGCAAAGGUCACUUUGCCAAGGAGUGUUUCAUGCAGCCUGGAGGAACCAAAUACAGCCUCAUUCCAGAGGAGGAGGAAGAGGAGGGAGUAACAGCAGGACCUGAAGGGGAUAAAAAGAUCAGCCACGCUGAGGAGUCUUCAAAAAAGAGGAAAAAGGAGAAGAAGAAGAAGAAGCACAAGGCCAAGCAGUCCUCAGAGUCAGACUCGGACAGCUCAGCCUCAGACAGUGAUGGAGCUCGGCCCUCCAGCAAGAGACCCAAGCACUCUGGGAAACCCAGCAGGGCUUCCAAGAAGAAGAAGAAGAAGAAGAAGAAGCACAAGAAGUAGCCCUGGGAUGAGCCGGGCAGGCUGGGCUGCUGCCACAGCCGUUCACUGGUGCAGCCAGCAGGGAUCAGCACCUCUCCUGCUCCAGGGACAAGGAGUUUCCUUCUCCAAGUAACCACGGGCGUGUGGUGUUACAGGUGUUGACCUUGCUGACGGAGCUGUCCUUGUCACCCUGGGCACGGGCUGCCCCUUUGUCCCACAGCUGCUGCCAGCACAGGCUCAUGACACCCUGCAGGGCACCCCUGCUGUCCCACACCUCGUGUCCUGCUGGAGCUGCUGCCAGCUCUUGUGACAGCUGAGGUGCAGCAGCCCUGUGCAGUGGCAUGCAGAGGUUGGGGUGGCACAGGCAGGUGCACAGCAUGCUGGGGACAGGGUUUUGUGGUGGGACCACAACCCCCUGGUACAGCUCUGGGCU
This is a messenger RNA of Cinclus cinclus, 1285 nucleotides long. RefSeq names its product zinc finger CCHC-type containing 17 (gene ZCCHC17). The transcript has 8 exons. Gene Ontology annotation, molecular function: zinc ion binding; RNA binding. Gene Ontology annotation, biological process: RNA stabilization. The coding region runs from base 157 to 873 and encodes 238 amino acids. Lineage: Eukaryota; Metazoa; Chordata; Aves; Passeriformes; Cinclidae. The record is from RefSeq and is a predicted model, not a curated record.